Molecule: messenger RNA, 495 nt
Organism: Emericellopsis cladophorae
Lineage: Eukaryota; Fungi; Ascomycota; Sordariomycetes; Hypocreales; Bionectriaceae
Exons: 2
Coding region: 1-495 (164 amino acids)
Cellular component (GO): plasma membrane
Source: RefSeq, a predicted model, not a curated record
AUGCGUCCUUUUACUACCACCGUCGCAGCUUUGCUCAGCGUCGCGACAUGCGCCCACGCCAAGGGUCUAUCCAUUUACGACGACUCAAAUACCUACGUCUACCGGGGAUGCUACAACGAAACCACCGAUCAGGAAGACUCGUCUGGGGUCCGUGCGCUAGACGGUGGAAUCACAGAAGUGAGGGAGGAUGAGAUGACCGUCGAGUUGUGUCUCGAAAUCUGCGGAGAUGGCGGCACAGAAUACCGCUUUGCUGGGCUACAAUGGGCAAGGGAAUGUUGGUGUGCAAGCACGUUGGCUGGUAUUGCCGAGAAGGUCGACGAUGAGGAAUGCGACAUGGCCUGCGAAGGCGACGAGGAGUUUGCGUGCGGCGGCAACCUCAAACUGAGCGUGUACGAGACGGGUGAGACGGGUGAGACGGGCGAGAAUGCCGCGGAAGGAUUGAGGACUGUAGCUAGUCUGGGCCUUGCGAGCGUACUCUUGCUUCACGUCAUCUAG